Messenger RNA from Nanorana parkeri, 1879 nucleotides. It is a transcript of the gene CCDC138, whose product is annotated as coiled-coil domain containing 138. The transcript is spliced from 13 exons. The record is from RefSeq and is a predicted model, not a curated record. NCBI's taxonomy places the organism in Eukaryota, Metazoa, Chordata, Amphibia, Anura, Dicroglossidae. Bases 24 to 1802 code for a protein of 592 amino acids.
AUUAUUAGAUGGCAGAGUCGAGGAUGCCUGUGUCACCAGCAUUACAUUCAGCUGUGACUAUCAAUGACAAGAAACAUUACAACAAAGCCCUCAAGGAGCUGCUGAGAAUAAUACAGAAUUCUAAUAGUUCUGAUAGGAUCGAUUAUGCAUACGAGUUAAGUCAGAUGGAGAUGGCAGACCACAGUGAUGAAGAUGUUUGUCCUAUUCAGGAUUCCAGUACACAUCUAUACACAGAGACAGAUGUCACUUUGCCUUCCCAUCUGGUAGGCAACAUUGAGCCAUCGAUGGAAACUAACAGCCCUCUUGCUAAUAAAUUGAAUCUGAGGAGGCCACAGAACAGAUCCUCAAAAGUCCCAAGUAUUUUAUCUUCUGAGGUUUACGAUAUUUAUGAAGAGUUAUCAACAAUCUACCAGAAAUUGCAGACAGAAAGGAUGUCACAGCAUGAGUAUUCACUUCAGUUGAAAAAACGAGAGCAGUGCUUACGCGACAGGGAAGACAUGUUAUUCAAGCAUCAAGCUACCCUCGGCAAAAUAAAAGGUGUUGAAGAGAUCAUGCAUGAAAAAUUUGGGAUAAUGAAAGAGAAGCAUGAUGCAGAGGUGAAACAUCUGUCAGAAGCUCUCAGAGAGAAGAUUAAAGAAAACAAAAGGCUAAAAUCCUCCUUUGACACCUUGAAGGAAAUGAACGACACUUUAAAAAAGCAGCUGAAUGAAGUAAGUGAGCAAAACAAGAAAUUGGAAAUUCAAGCUAGAAAAGUGCAGUCCCGCCUAGAAAAUUUGCAAAGAAAGCAAGCAUUCCUUACAGUACAGAAAUGCAAAGAUGUUUCUCAGGUUAUACGUGAACCAAAAUGUUACAAAACUGCUCCCAUAAAAUCGAAGAUUCUUACUAAUAUGCAAGUGUACAAACUCUUAACCAUUCUUAUGGACUGGAUGUCUCCAUCAGAAGAAAGUAGAAACGAAGACAGGCCAUUAUGCACAGACAAAUUGCCUGUAAACUGUGUGCAGGAAAAGGGUGCCAAGGUCCUGCCUGUCAUUGUGGAGCAGUUUGAAUGGAUGCCAUUUGUCAACAGUAAGCUACAUUUAUCAUUCAUGAGGUUUACAUAUUGGACUCUAUUGAAGCUUGAUGCUGCUACACAGUCCACCUUGACCUCCACUCUACGGCGAAUUGGUGAUGAAACUUUUAAAGGAGUUCAGUGUAAUCCCUCUGAAGAUAAUGGCAUGGAAAGCAAGCCAAAACCUGCAGCUUUUUUCAAAAGCAAUAACUUACCACUCCGUUUCAUUUCAACGCUGGUCAUUCUUAAAACUGUAACACAAGUGGACUACCUAGCUCAGGCCUUGGAUUCCCUUUGCAUGGACUUGAAAUGUGAUGAAGGAAGAAUUUUGUUCUUGGAGUAUCGGGCUGUGCCAAUUGUUGUACACCUCUUACAUGUCACCAACAGAGGACUUAUUUCCAGCGUCCUUGAUAUUUUACUCCAGCUUUCAAUGGAGACCCGAUUUUUACAGCCAUUCCUGGAGUCAUGUAGCACGGAAUCAUUUUUUAGGACCUGUGCUGUGUUACUUAAGGAUCCUAAAGUUGACGUGCAAAUACUUGAAAAAUUGAGUAUUGUUCUACAAAAGCUGUCAAAAGUCAGGAGUAAUAAGAAGCUAUUUGACGCUUUUAACAUUCCUCAAGUGAUUCAAGAAAUGCAGAGGACAGCGAACCCAGACCACGCCUUCCUAGUUAUUAACCUGAACUCCAUUCUUUUCCACUUGGGGUUUUCAAAGCUGAAAAUGCUUUCACCUAGUGUCGGCACUAACCAUGACUAAUGCUGCAGCAUAACUCUUUCCUUCUUAUUGUGUUUAUAUUGUAGCAUGGAUGUGCAAUCUAAGUGACGUGAGUUUAC